UUUUCUAUGCUCAGUUAGCAUUCGCCAUUUGUCUCCCAAGCCCACUCGGAGUCCCUUGAAAUCAACCGGAGGUGUACGUUGUGUUCCAAUCUUGGAGUGAUUAUUUAAGACGACAAUGGCGGAUAAUGAUGAUCUCUUGGAUUACGAGGAUGAAGAACAAACUGAACAAGUAGUUGAUGGAAGUGGAGAUGUUCCUGCAAAGAACAAAGAAGUAAAGGGCACAUAUGUCUCUAUCCACAGCAGUGGGUUUAGAGAUUUCCUUCUUAAACCAGAGAUUUUACGAGCUAUUGUUGAUUGUGGUUUUGAACAUCCAUCUGAAGUACAACAUGAAUGUAUUCCUCAAGCAGUACUUGGCAUGGAUAUACUGUGUCAAGCAAAAUCAGGCAUGGGGAAAACUGCUGUAUUUGUAUUAGCUACUCUUCAACAACUGGAAUUAACAGAAAAUCAAGUCUACGUCUUGGUCAUGUGUCACACUCGAGAAUUAGCUUUCCAAAUUAGUAAAGAAUAUGAGAGAUUUAGCAAAUAUAUGCCGCAUGUAAAAGUUGGUGUAUUUUUUGGUGGAUUACCUAUUCAGAAAGAUGAAGAAGUCUUAAAAACUGUAUGCCCUCAUAUUGUUGUUGGUACCCCUGGUCGUAUCCUCGCUCUUGUACGGAAUAAGAAAUUAAACCUGAAACAUCUGAAACAUUUUAUACUUGACGAAUGUGACAAGAUGCUCGAGUUAUUAGAUAUGCGCAGAGAUGUACAGGAAAUAUUUAGAAGCACACCACAUAGCAAACAAGUCAUGAUGUUCAGCGCCACAUUGUCCAAGGAAAUACGUCCUGUCUGCAAAAAGUUCAUGCAAGAUCCCAUGGAAGUCUAUGUUGAUGACGAAGCAAAACUCACUUUAAACGGUCUGCAACAACAUUACGUUAAAUUGAAGGAGAAUGAGAAGAACAAGAAAUUGUUUGAACUACUUGAUGUUCUUGAAUUUAAUCAGGUUGUCAUAUUUGUCAAGUCUGUCCAAAGAUGCAUGGCUUUAGCGCAACUCUUGACAGAACAAAAUUUCCCUGCAAUUGGAAUUCAUCGAGGUAUGACACAAGAAGAGCGAUUAUCUAGAUAUCAACAAUUUAAGGAUUUUCAGAAGCGUAUUUUGGUAGCGACAAACUUGUUUGGACGAGGUAUGGACAUAGAACGUGUGAACAUUGUAUUUAAUUACGAUAUGCCAGAAGAUUCCGACACAUAUUUACAUAGAGUGGCACGCGCUGGUCGUUUUGGCACAAAGGGUCUUGCCAUCACAUUAGUAAGCGAUGAAAGUGAUGCAAAGAUAUUGAAUGAUGUUCAAGAAAGAUUUGACGUAAAUAUUACAGAAUUACCGGACGAAAUCGAUCUUGCUUCAUACAUUGAAGGGCGAUGAAUUGAAUUGUACUAUCACAAUAAAAUCUUUUAAAACACUAUUUAAAAAUAUUUUAUUCCACCUAUUAACAAGAAUGGACACGAAAUAAUGAUUGAAGUAAUUAUGAUAAAUAUAUAAAAGAAUAAAAUAAUGUUGCACACUCUUACUGCAAAAAAAGUCAUGUAUAAGUGUAUUAUUUUAAUAAUAUGACCAAUUCACAUAAUCAUACAAUUACUUUGAAAAUCUACACAAUAAACUAUAUAGACAUAAUAUAUGUAGAGUUUCUAGAGUGUUUAACAGUAGAGGUCGAAAUGCACGCAGAAAAAACCACUGUUUCGUGUUCCCUUGCUUCCAUGCGAGGAGCAGAAUGAGUCCUUUUCUACAUGCAUCUUUAUUUCCAUCCCUUAAAACUAAAUACUCUGUUUAUACUAUGUCUAAAAACUAAUCUUAAUAAAAAUGUACAUUACACAUUA
Molecule: messenger RNA, 1845 nt
Organism: Nylanderia fulva
Lineage: Eukaryota; Metazoa; Arthropoda; Insecta; Hymenoptera; Formicidae
Gene: Hel25E
Product: ATP-dependent RNA helicase 25E
Molecular function (GO): nucleic acid binding; ATP binding; RNA helicase activity
Source: RefSeq, a predicted model, not a curated record